Molecule: messenger RNA, 4838 nt
Organism: Musca domestica (house fly)
Lineage: Eukaryota; Metazoa; Arthropoda; Insecta; Diptera; Muscidae
Product: yemanuclein
Exons: 8
Coding region: 1056-3887 (943 amino acids)
Cellular component (GO): nucleus
Source: RefSeq, a predicted model, not a curated record
AUGAGCGGCUCAAACAAGAAAAGUUGUGCAGUUUUUGGUGUCGAAGUGUUUCAGUGAAGAAAAUUUGGAAAAUCGUAAAUAUUAUUUGUGCCUAAACCAAAAAAAGAAAAAAAAUCAUCUUCGCAAUUCAAUUAAUGCUCGUGUUCCAUUGCAGAAAAUUGCAUAUUCGCGUUUUCCCAUACUUAAAUUCUUAAGAGCAAAGUUGUGAAAAUUAGAUUGACAAACAUAUUUUCUGGAAUCCAAUCGACACGUCGCCUCCUGUAAAAAAAUAUAUUUUAGUGUCUUGAAAAUUACGGCAUUUAUCAUAAAGAAUGAAGAAUUGAAAAAGGUGGAACACAAACACAAUAAAACGAAGCUAACAAGCAUCUCGAAAAGAGUUGGAAGAGAAGAACAGAAAAAAAACAAAUGUCCCUCAUACCCAGAGAACGAAGUCAGCUGAAUGUGAAUAAAUGAUGCGUCGCCGAGUGUGUGCGUUUUUAUAUGUUAGCCGCCGAAAUUUUCGUGAUUUUUGCAGUCACAGUGCUUGAGGUUUAUGAUUAGGUAUCAUAGUCAAGCGUUUGAUUUAAUGUAGUGAUAAUUAUUGUUUUGUGACCGUUAUUGAAUAAAGACUAAAAAUGCACAUUGCGGCUCCCGAAGGUGUUUGAUUUUUUUCUAGUUACUAUUAAGCCUGGAAUCACCCAAGCAAUUGUCAUUUCUAUUACUCGGUUGUGUGGUAUCCGUUUGUAAUGUGUCAUUUUAUAUCGCGGCUUUGGCGCCGGCUUGUAUAUUCACACAAGACUUCGUUCUCUGCUCCAAAUUCCGGACAGCAAACUGAAAUUAAUUACCAAUGGGAAACUUGAACUUUUUGGCGUUAGACCGGCGGCCAUACCAUUUAAUUUGAUUCGGUGCAUUUAUUGGUGUUUCUUGAUCAUUAUUGGGUCGCCUAUAUAGCUUUAUUUUCUUCUGCUUCUGCAGCCAUAAACUUAAUGAGAAAACGGAAAACGAAAAAAGUGUUUAUGUUUUGACACAUUCAUGUUUGUGUGUAUAGGUGAACAUAAAUUAUUUACGCAAAAAUCAUGUCCGAAGCAAAACGUGUUACAUUGACAACUAUUAGUAGUACGGUAUCCUCAUCUCUUCUGACGGCCGGUUCGUCGAGGUUCGGUGCAGAGUUUUUGGCUCCAACAGGAAAAUCGGCGGCACCCGCAUCAUCGUCCUCCAGUAAAAAUGGCUGUAAAACAUUGCGUUUGAACGUUGAACUAUUUCAAACAGAUUGCAAUCAAUAUCCAGAAUUUGAUUAUUCAAAAUUAGUGCAUGUGGAAAAGAAAAAAUUGAAAAAACUGAAACAGAAGACAAACGGUUUCUCGGAUCCCUUUGAGGAUAAUGACGAUGAUGUUGCGCGCAUUGCAAAGGAGUUGGAGAGAAAAUAUGGAAAUGCCUACGUCAGUGGACGAGGCAAGAAUAAAAGAGAUGAAAUCGACAUAGGUUUGGGCUAUGACGAGUCCGACUCUUUUAUCGAUAACACAGAAGCGUACGAUGAAAUGCUACCCGAUGAAGUGGAAACCAUUGAAGGCGGCUUCUAUAUUAAUUGCGGUGCCUUGGAGUUUAAAAAACUCCACACCGAAUCAACGACUACCAAAACCGAUGAAAUCAUAAAAAUGCCCAAUCGUCCAAAGAAACCGGUUAUUUCAUCAUCGUCUGAAGAUUCAUCCUCCUCGGAUGACGACGACGAUGAGGAGGAUGAUGAUGACGAUUCUGACGAUGAUGAGGAUGAUGAAGAGGAAGACUCUGCCGAAGAUGCUUCGGUUGAAACAACAAAGUCAAAGUCUAGCUCCUCUGCCCCUGCUGUUGAUAAAAAGUUGAAAGUCACCUUAAAUCCUAAUAAAAAGAAAGCAUCUAAUCCACCCCUGGAAAAUGGAAAUAAUCCCAAAAAGAGAAAAAUUAAAAAUAUUACCAGUGGUGUAUCGUCAGGAUCUUCUUCAAAUUCUCCAAAACCUGUGACAGAUGACUUGGCUUCUGAUUCAGAGAAGGAAAGAAAUGCCAAAAAGUUGGAGAAAACAACAACGGUGAAGGAUAUGUUAAAGGCUCAGCGCGACAACUUCCUGAAGGCACAAACAACCAGUGAUAUUAAAACUGGCAAUGGCAAAGUUAAGGGUAAAGCUUCGUCCGGAGACGACGACGAUGGUGAAUCUAGUGAUGAUUCCGAUGAGGAGGAUGACGAUGAUUCAGAUAACAGUGAUUCCAAUCAGAGUGCUCCCAAAGCGCAGACAGAUAAAAAAUCGGCAUCCAGCAAUGAAGAUAAUCAGGGCAAUGAAAAAUUAAGGUCUACAGACACAAAAUUACCUGAUUUGGAGCCCGAUGUAUUGGGAAGUGUUGUGGAAUUCCGUGAAGGUAUCAAAGCGAAAAAUCUACUGGGAAAGAAAUUUCAAUUUGAUGAUAAUCUGUCGGAGAGCUUUUUAAAAAUUGAUGAUGCAUUGCUGUGCAUUGAUAAAGGCGAUCGUAGCAUGGUCUAUGCCCAUUUGGAGUACCAACUUUUACAACCGAAAUAUUUCUUUUUGCGAAAAGCCAGACAGCUGCGCGAAAAAGAAGAGAAACUCAAGACCAAACGAGCCUUUAACAAACUACAGAAAGCCGUAACCGAAACAAUGCCUAUUGUUAUAGCAAGUUACGAAGCAGAAAUGAGAAGAUAUGCUGAACUGCAGGCGGCAAAUGUGAAUUCCGAACAGCCUCCCAAAAUGCCAAAGAAAAAAUUCCCUUGGAACCCCAAUUUAAGAAACUUGUUGUACGACGUUUACCAAGUACGUUGGACUUCAUAUCCUGUCCUCGGCAAGAAGAAAGAAAAUCUUGAAGAUUUCAUUACCAGCUAUAUGAGCAAGAAGGUUGUAGAAAUAUGGCCCAAAGGUUGGAUGCGCUACGAGGAGCUUCAAAAGGAGAUUGAACGGAGAAAGAAUGCAAUUAAAAAGGCUAAAGAAAAGGAAAAGUCAAAAACACUAUUGCCAGCUGUUCCGAAUGCGGCAGCAGUUCAACAUGCCAUCACAUCCAACACAGUCACAUUUAGUACUCAACCAAACCCUCCGCCUGAGACGAAUCCACGUUCGAAUGCCAAUUCAGAUACCGAUUCGGUGGCCAGCAGCAGCAAUACGUCAUCGAGUCUGAAACGCAAAAACACCGAUCCAAAUCCAAGCAAUAAACAAACUAAGGCCGCGAAGGCAGCCAAAUUAAAUGGCGAACAACACAAAUCCUCGAACACUAAAAAUAUGCCGACUGGCCUAGAUCUAACUUCGCCCAAUAAGAAAUCAGAUCAUAGCAUUAAUCACAUAAUAUCACCAACAUCUAUGGCUGCCGCCCAGCAAGCAACCACAUCUUCGAUUUUCAGUGCCACAGUGGCGGCUCUAUCUCAACCCUUGAAACAUUCCAGUAAUACACAUGUCAUUGAUCUCGACAAUUAUACGUGUCCCAGCGAAAUAAUGCAACAAGCCGCUGCGGCCAAUGCAGCUUUGGCAUCGUAUACAAUGACGUCUUCGUCGUCCAACACAAAUACCGUCUCACGGCGCGAAAGUAGCGGAGCUGAUUCGGAAAUUGAAAUUGUUGGUUAUUUUCCGCCAAAAAGUAAUGUAAACAAAAAACAGAAGACUAAUAGCCGUAGUGCUACACCGAACUCCUCUAAUCAAACUGGUUCCGAAAAGACUUACAAUAACAACAACAAUAAUAAAAAGAAACAGCCACCUAGUUCAACAAUAACAUCGGGAGCAUUAAAUCUACUGGGUGUUGAGGGCUACAAUAAAAUGGUGAAUGCAUUUAUGGAUUUGGGAGAGCCAAUUUUAUCUUCACCAGGGACGGCAGCCAAUCAACUACAGUCUCGACCGUCAACAUCCUCUUCACCAAUGCCCCCCAAUGUGCCACAUCAAUGACCCAAAACACCGUUGAGGAAUUACACACCAUCGUCGUCGCCCAAUCCACUGAGUUUAAUAGGCACCACCCCACCUAUAGCGACCAGUUCCAGUGUGACGACAUCUACGGCAUUUUACAAUCACGAACAAACUGUAGCAGCGGCCUUAGUAUUAUCCUCAUUGUGUGGUAAUACCUCAACGAUAACAACAAACACCACCGGUAAUAAAAUACCCUCACUGCCAGUCGUUACAUCAGCUCAAUCAUUGGGUAUUGCAUUUCCAGCAGCGGUAACGGCAUCAUCGGCAGUAGCAACGGGAGCAACAACACCACUACCGCUGUGCAAGGAUAAUUUAAACUUUAAUAAUUUAUCAACACUGCCUUUAUUUCUAACACCCCAACCGCCAUCCAGUAUAAAUAACAAUAGUUCUUCACUUGGUGUAAAUAUCAAAUCAUCGUUAUUGCAAGCCUCAUCCCUGACAUUGCCACCAGGAUUUUUAACACAAAAUCCUUUCCUAUUACCCUCACUCAGCGCCACCUCAUCAUCAUUGUCAUCAUCGUCGUCGAAUGAAUCCUCAUCAUUAAAAUACGAACGACACAUAAGAUCAACAUCCUCAUCCACCUCAUCUGGCUCAACAUCCACAUCGUCAUCAUCUGGAAGUCGUCGCCAGGCACAGCAUCAUCAGCACAUAAAGAAAUAAUAUAUUGUUCACAUCGAUUGUUAUACUUCUGUGACCAUAUUUCUUAUCCAGUGUAAAGUAUGUUUAUCAUAUUUUUUGUUAUAAUCGUUUAUUUUAUUUUUUGUCGUCAGUCUUAUUGAUUUUCUCAUAAUAGUACUACUUAAUCCAUUUCAAAAUUAGAAGAAAAAAGAAGAAAAUUUAAGAAAACUGUGUAUGUUGUUUAUUUAAGGAAACGUAAACCGUAAUUUAUAAUUUUUCUAAAAAUAAACAAAGAAAAUUUAAAUUAAGUACAAA